AUGCUGGUCAUUUCUCAUCUGGAUUACUUGAAGAAGACUACAGCUACGGCGCGUGUAGCGAUCCGCUUUCUGGAGCAUGAAACGCAUUCAGGCAAUCGAUUCCUACGUCUUCAACGUCCAGAAGAACAACCAGAAAAGCUGACGCAGCUUUCACGAUGGGCUUCCGGCAGAAAAGUGGCGAAAUCCGAAUCCCCUGACGGCGCUCCUCCUGUGACGGGACCACCGGACGACGAUGAUCCAGUUGCCAAUCCACGAGUUGUGAAACGAUGGCUAAGCAUUUUGGAUUGCGCUGUUUAUUUUUCCCAGACCAAAAUUUCCAUGCUACUGACGGAAGAUGCAAAGCGACCGGAAACUGAUUCGACUGAUCAAAGUGUUGUUUCGCAAGCACCAAGCAGAGAUUGUUCCCCAGCUGCGCUGCCACUCAACAUCCAGUCGUCCUUAUGCUGUGAUCUACUGCAUCUCAACCGGAUAUCCUCCGACACUAACGUGCCUUGCGCCGAUAAAACUUCCUUGGUCUCCAUUUUGGUCGGAUCUCGUGAGGCGGCACCUAGUGACACAAUAGUGCCUCAGGAAUUUGUGGGCCUGGUCAACAAAUAUGAUAUCCACCUCGAGUUACUCCGUGAUUUCAUGUCCCGGUGGCGUAGAAGUCGCCAGUCGCACACGAAAGCCAAAUCCAAGGAGAGAAAUGUGACAUGA
Messenger RNA from Dicrocoelium dendriticum, 696 nucleotides. Lineage: Eukaryota; Metazoa; Platyhelminthes; Trematoda; Plagiorchiida; Dicrocoeliidae. The record is from the annotation of a GenBank genome assembly.